Closterium sp. Naga37s-1 is the source of this 1647-nucleotide messenger RNA. The record is from the annotation of a GenBank genome assembly. NCBI's taxonomy places the organism in Eukaryota, Viridiplantae, Streptophyta, Zygnematophyceae, Desmidiales, Closteriaceae.
AUGCGUCUGGCGGCACACGGUCAGGCGCUCCACUACCAUGAUAAGGAUGCCGUCGGGAAUGUGGCAGAGCUUGUAUCUAAGACACCACAGCGGAUAGAAUCGGUGACGUAUGGGUUUGCACCGUGCUUCAUCAACACCGACGCAAAGAUACAAGUGCCUGGGAAGUUCAACCACGGGGGAGCUCGCCGUGGGCCCAAGUACGAGGCACUGAAGAAUUCGGGAGGGCAGCGCGACGGACCGCUCGCAAGUGAGGAUGGGCUGGGGUUGGCAGCACCUGCGGAGGAGACGGUUUUUGAGCUCACCGAGGACCUACUGCCCAUCCGUGAGUGUGAUGCCGAUCUGAUGGAAGACCUGCCCCCAACCGACCACCGCGAUCAGUGUGACGGGCUAGAGGAAGGGCUGGGGGGGCAGCAAGGCCAUGGGGUCCAGGGCAUAGGGGUGGGGGUUGGAAGUGGAGGGCAAGAAGGCAUUGGGAUGAAAACAGGGCUGGGAGAAGGGGGAACUGGGCCAGAAGAGGUGGGGGUCGGAUCGGUACUGGAGGAAGGGGGGCGGGGGGGAGAAUGCCCUGGGAUGGGAACGUCCUUGGAGGUAGGGGUGGGGGUAGGAAUGGGAGGUCAAGAAAGCGCUGGGAUGAGAACAGGGCUGGGAGAAGGGGUUGGAGUGCCGGAAGGGAACGUUGUGGCCGGAACAGCACUGGAGGAAGGCGAUGGGGUUGAGGGUCUUCUACAGGAGCCUCCAACUGACGAGGGGGUUCGGUUGCACGAGCUCGAGGAGGGGUGUCCUCAGGCCAGCGGAGUGGGAAAGGGAUGCGGGGCGGGAGAAAUGGGAGGGGAGGCACAAGUAAUGAACGGGGGUGGAGUGGGAGGGCAAGGAGGGGAGGAAGGUGUACCCACCGUGGGGGAAAGAGAUGCGGUUGGCGUGGGGGGAGAGGAGGAAAGAGGAGACAUGGAAGAUCUGGAGUGGGAGGAUGUGGAUGAGAUCUAUUUCUCCUCCCACCCCACCGUCGCUAGUACCUUCCACCCAGCCGUCGCUCUCCCUCCCAUUCCCGUAUCCUCUCCCUCACUUUCCGCCGUCACCUCUCCCUCCCACUCCGCCAUCGCCUCUCUCUCCCACCUCACAAUCACUCCGUUCCACCCCGCCAUCUCCUCUCCCUUACCUCCCCGCCGUCGCCUCUCCCUCCUCCCCGCCGCCGCCACUCCCUCCUCCCCGCCGUCGCCUCUCCCUCCUCCCCGCCGCCGCCUCUCCCUCCUCCUAGCCGUCGCCUCUCCUCCUCCCCGCCGUCGCCUCUCCGUCCUCCCCGCCGUCGCCUCUCCCUCCUCCCCGCCGUCGCCUCUCCCUCCUCCCCGCCGUCGCCUCUCCUCCUCCCCGCCGUCGCCUUUCCCUCCUCCCCGCCGUCGCCUCUCCCUCCUCCCCGCCGUCGCCUCUCCCUCCUCCCCGCCGUCGCCUCUCCCUCCCUCCCGCCGUCGCCUCUCCCUCCUCCCUGUCGUCGCCUCUCCCUCCUCCCUUCCGUCGCCUCUGGCGACAGGUGCACGAGCGCAAGCGCGAGUUGGUGCGCGAGGGCGGGUCGAUGCGCGAGCUCGGAAGGGUGCGCGAGCGCUGUUUGGUGCGCGAGCGCGGGUUGGUGCGCCAGCGAGGGUUGUUUUCUGA